Molecule: messenger RNA, 14505 nt
Organism: Microplitis mediator
Lineage: Eukaryota; Metazoa; Arthropoda; Insecta; Hymenoptera; Braconidae
Exons: 9
Coding region: 252-13889 (4545 amino acids)
Biological process (GO): regulation of transcription by RNA polymerase II
Cellular component (GO): nucleus
Molecular function (GO): RNA polymerase II transcription regulatory region sequence-specific DNA binding; DNA-binding transcription factor activity, RNA polymerase II-specific
Source: RefSeq, a predicted model, not a curated record
CUAUUGACAUCCUGAAGGAGUUGCUGACCGGAUGUAGUACCACAAAGCAAAUGAAUAAAGAAAUUUAUUCAGUUCAUUCAGUCGGGAUCAGUCUCUUAACCGUACUAGUUCUCUAGUCAAUUUUUUUUUUAAGUUUUUCAAAUUUAAAAAAUAUAAAUUUAAUAAUAUCGUUAUUAAAGAAAAAUAAUAAACAUCAUUCAAUAAAAACAUUACACUAACUUAUUAGGGUAAAAAAAAAAGUUGCUGUCAAGAUGGACGAAUACGACAAAAAGUUCGCAGAAAUGCAAAAAUACAUUCCCUUUUUGGAAGUUAUGAUUGAUAGACUUCAAAAAGUAACUGAUUCUUCCCGGGCGUUACAGUUACAAAAAAUGCAACAGCUUCAUGGAAUUUUAACAAGCAAGAAAAGAAAGUUAAAGCUUGAGACCCUGAAGAAAUGUGAAGCCGUCCUGUUGAAACUGCACAGCAAAGUAGAUAAGGGCGCUAAUGCAUUGGCUUUUCCAGUUAAGAAGAGUGAGGGUACUGCCGAAAUAACAAAUGAUCCAAAAUUGACGGUGGAAGUGAAACUUGAGGAAUCUCCAAAUCAAAUCAAAGAGCCGGACAAAGCCAAGGUCAAAUCUGAAGCAACGCCAGCAGUUGGACAGCAAAAAGAAAUAAAAGUAAAAAAAAAAAUGAAUGAAACUCCAGCAAGUCCAAGUCCACCAGCUAGUCCAGAUCCAGAGAGUUCUUCAAAUAAUAUUCCUAUUGUAAUUCCUACUGAAAGUGCUCCUGGAUAUGCGAGUAAUGCAAUUGAUAAACCAUCAAGUCCUGAUCAAUGUGAAACUUUAUCUACGAAAAAACCAAUUGUUAUUCCUACUGAGUCGCGUCUUAAAAAAUUAGAUGAUAAGUCGAACAGCCGAUCUGAAUUGCCAGCGGGUGUGACUAAUUCUCCUGUAAAUAGUUUUGAUGAAUGGUCUAUGCUUGAAGCAAGCGAGAAAUCUGCUAGUAAGCUCGGGCAGAAUAAUAAAGAUUCGAAACACAAUAGAAGGCAUAUGUCUGUUACGCCAAGCUCUUCUGCAGUUUCGAGAAAAUUUAGUUCUCCAUCGGACAAAAAUUCUGACAGUGGUCUUUCAGAUGUAGCAAAAGAAUUGAUUAAAUCAAAUGCACUUAAACAAUGUAGGAAUGAAUCUCCUCCUGAUCCUUUUAGAUCUAAAAAGACUUCGACUCUAUUAGUAUCACCUCCAACUGAUAGGUCUGCACCAUUAUUAUCGAAGUCAGAUUUAGCUGAGCUUCUUAACGAUAAUCCCACUAAAAAUACAGAGAAAAGUGAUAAGAAAAAUACUAAAGAAAGAUCAUUUGUAGAAAAUAGAAAAUUAGACAAUGAGAGAAAAGGAACAAAAAAUCCUUCAGAAAGUAUUGAUAAAGAUAGUGAGAGACGUUGGGAGGAAGUAGAUAAGCAUAUUGUUAAAAUGACACCACGAAACAAUAUACCUCUAUCCAAUAGCAGAUCUGAUUCACUUAAAACUGAGUUAAAACCGCAAACACAUUCCAGUAAUAAUAAAAAUUAUAUCGAUAAUUAUGAUCGGAAUCCUCGACACUCUUCCGACUUUCGUAACAACCCCGAUCCAAAUGUUCAAAUACCAAACAUAAAUGUAAUAAAAAACGCAUUAUCUCGUAUCUCCGAAGAUGACUAUGCCAAUCUAGCAAAUAUCCACAUACAUAAUGAGGGUAUGACAAAUGCUGAUGACCGAAAUUCAAUGCAUCACCGUCGAGCACCGUCACAUCCAUCUAAUGACAUGCAUUCACAUAGAGGUGGACCUUCAAGUUAUUCCGGAUCUGCAGAACCGGAUUUCCGGCGAGAAAAUUUAGAUUCUAGAUAUCAAGAUCACUAUGAUAUGCAUAGCAAUCAACCACCGAUGCACCAGCAACCUGGAGGAAAUUCAGGAUUUUGUGGUCCACAAUGGAGAGGACAGAAUCCAAAUAUACGCGGGCAUCCAAACGGGUCUCAAUUGUCUCCUAGACAAUCUCAUUAUCAGCAUCCUGGAAAUUUACCACCUUCAGACAACUGGAAUGUAGCAAAUCCUGGAGUAGUAGAUAGUUAUUCUCCUCAUCAUAUGCAAAAUCAAUAUGGGCCAAAUUUAAAUCGUGGCGGAAGGUCGAUGAUGAGUCCUAAUAACGAAAUUAAUUUUCCAGAAGACAGGUCAUUGUCAUCAUCUCCUCACUCAAUACCAUCCCUUAUGUCUCCUAAUAUUUAUCCUCAGUCUAAAUUUAAUUCUUUUCCGCAUGAGAAUCGUCCCAUUGAGCAGCCAUUCGAUCGUCCUGCUGAAUUUUCACGUGGACCCGCCAGACAACCGUGGGAAUCCUUACAAAAUAGAACAAAUGAAGCACCUUUUGAGAGACCUAAUGAAUACUCUCAUGGCCCAGCAAGACAACAAUGGAGUGGCCAACCGAAUAGACCUAAUGAGAUACCUUAUGAAAGGCCCGUUGAAUAUCCUCACGGUCCUUCCAGACAAGCGUCUUGGGAUACUCAGCCCAAUCGAACAAAUGAACCAAACUUUCAUGAAGUACCUCGAGGAAGGGGAACAGAUGGCCCUUACGGCCGGCAAACUAAUACAGAUCUUCCGCCUUGGAAUCGUGGUAACAAUGACCCUCCUAACCGAGGAAGAGGUGGAGAUCGUUUCACAAACGAAAGAGGCAGAACUGGAGACUCUUCUUAUGGUGGUUACAAUCGUCGAAGUGAGUGGGAUCGUCCUCCUUCAUCAACGGAAAAUCCUAAUCGUUUUGGAAUUAGAGAUCCGCGUUAUCGGUCAGAACCAACUCCUCAACAACCCAACAACUCAAAUAUUUCAAAUGUAAGAAGAGAUCCUAGAUUAGUAAAAGAUAAUAAUUCUCAAAUUCCUACAAUAAGUAAUAAAUCUAAAGAAAAUCCAUCGUCAGUCUCACGAGAUCCAAGGCGAAGAAACUCAGAAACUAAGGAAACAAAUAAAUCACCAAAUCCAAAUAAUAUUGUGCUUACUAAUAAAAGUAAAGUUGUUGAAAAAACAAAAGACACUACAAUCCGCGAUGAUUCAAAAUCAAAAAAACCUUCUGUUGAUAGUAAACCGAGUAAUGAAAAUACUAUCACUGAAAAACUGAAAAAAGAUAUUGAAUCAAUGAAAUCACCGUUACACAGUCUUUACGGUGCAAUAGAUACUACGGCUAAAACCGGAAAAGGUUAUGGCCUUCAAAAGUUUAAAAUACCAAAAAUUAAGAAACCAAUAACACCUCGUCCCCCUACUCCUCCGCGACCAAGUCCAUCACACUUUGAAGAAAAGUGGGAUGUAGAUGUUGCAGCUGUAAAUGAAGAAAUCGAAAAAACCCAAAAUGAUACAAGUGAUAAAUUACAAGACGAAAAGAAAAUGGAAGUUACAAGUACAACUGAAGAAUCUUCUGAAAAUUUAAAAUCUAUAAGUCCAACUGGUAAUUACCAAGGUUCUCAAAUGUCAGAAGCAGAGGCGACAACUAAAGUUGUGUCUAUGGAAGUCGAUGAAGAUGAAAAUCCUCCAAAAGAUAUAAAAGAAGAAUCUGAAAUAACAGUUGAUACUUCUACUGCUUCAAAAGAAACUGAAAUUAAGAGUCAAUCUACUCAAGAAGAUUCACUAAAAGUAACAGAAACUGUUACUCAAGAGCUAAUUGAAGCUUUAAUUAGAAAAUCAUUGGAAUCUGGUGAAGGUAAGAAACUUUUAGAACAAGCGAAACUUUUAGAAAAGCUUGGAGAAGCUUUUAAUGCCAAAAAAUAUAAAAAAAUAAGGAAAAUAAUAGAUUCGGAAUCUGAAAGUAGCAGUUCUGAUGAUAAAAAAACAAUUGAGAGUCGUAAGAAAAUUUUAAAGAAGAAAAAGCCUGUUAUUGAAUCUGACAGUUCAGAGGAAGAAUGUUUAGCGAACAGACUUGAUACUGUAAAAGAAUCGCCACCAAAAACUCCUGUGAAAGACCGUAAGACUAAAAUUGAUACAGAAACUAAAAUUAAUAAAUCAGAAUCUGAUUCAGAUAAGAAAGAAGAUGCUGAAUUAAAUACAAUUGUUGAUGAAGAAAUACUACAGGAUGAUGUUGAAAAUAAAGAAGAUGAUGAACAAUCACAACGCAGUGAAAUUGAAGAAGUAAAGAAACAAAUUAAAACACCUGUUAAGAAGAAACGAAGAGCAAAGAGGGCUACAGUGAAGAGGAAAACUAAAAAAGUUGAAGAAGUUAUAAAUGACGAGAUUGAAUUACCUAAAGAAGAUAAAGAAGAGGAAGUUACCAAACCUGCUGGGAAACAACGAAAACAACGAAGACGAAAUUCUUUGGAAAUGUUACAAGAAGAUAUACGUGAAAUGUUUAUUAGUGAGGGUGUAGUAACUGCAACUGGUCAUCGGAUGUGUAGAUUAAUAAAAGAAGCACAAGGUAAUUUACCAUCUAUUGAAAUUGAUGAUAAAACAAAUCCUCUCGUUGAUGCAAGUUCAUUAGAACUUUUAAAUGAAAUGAAUUCAGACGAAUGUGAAUUCAAUUUAAGAUCUCGAUCUCGAAGUAGUAGUAAAAGAAGUAAAACUCCCGAUGAAGUGGCAUUUAAACCCAAAGAAACUAGAACACGUAGAUGUACUACUAAACUCUCGAAAGAAAUUAUAAGUACUUCUGACAGUGACGACGAUGAUGAUAACUUAGUUUUACGUAAUACUAAUUCGGGCAGGAGAUCAAAAGAUCCUUUAGCUGUAAGUCCUACUUCUGAUGAUAAUUUAGAUGAUUCUGGGCCUACUCUAAGAAGAAGUGAACGAGUUGCCUUAAAAGAACCUCGUGUCGUAAUAGAAAAAACCGAGCUAUCAAAAAUAGAUUCUUCUAAUGUAUUUGAUACUUCGUCUGAUGAAAGCUUUGGUAUUGACGUCACUGAGUUGACCGCUGCCGUUGAUAUUUCAUUGCAUCCUGAACGUAAUUUAGCUGGGCAAGGAGCUGGUUCUUCUAAAGUUUCUAAGAAAAAGCAAAUAAAGAGAGCGAAAAAGACAAAAAAUAAAAAAACUCUUGAUGCAACUGAUAGGAAAUCUAAUAAUACUCCUUUAACAUUUGAUGAUGACGCCAGCAUUGCUUCCGACGCUUCAGUAGCAAGCAGUAAUGCAUCUGCUGUCAAAAAAUCAUGUAAUCCAACAUCGACUGACACUAAUGAAGAAUUAAUUACUAACAUUAUUGGAGAAUUGGCUAGUGAUAAAGAAAAAGAGUUGGUUAAUACAAGUGUGGAUAAAGUUACUGAUGUUGAUAAUGAUGAAUACAUGGAUACUUCACAUGGAGGAAUUAAAAAACCCCAGCCAUUAAAAAGAAAAAAGAAACGGGCAUCAUGGCAAAUGGGUGUCGUGCCUAAAAGUAAGAAGAGAAAAACUUGUCAAACAACUAAUGAUUCAUCAAACUCCACUGGAGUUACAUCCGAAGACACUAAAAAUGAUUCCGCAAAUAUAUCUAACGAGAAUGAUCUUGAUAGCGGUGAUUUAACAUUAAAUGAAAAUAAAGAUAAAACGAAUACAAAAGCACUAUCUAAAAUUAUUGAAAAGAAACAAUUGUCUGUGACAAUUGAAAAAAUUCAAGAUACUGUUGAAGAACUACCUUACCCAGAAAUAGAACUAAAUCAGUUGAUCGAAUACGCAUGGACUGGACAAGAACGAUACAAAUGUCUUCUGUGUCCAUUUAGUGGUAAAAAUAUUGUUCAUCAUUAUAUACAUAAUCAUCCUAAAAAUGAAACUAUGAUUUCACGAUUGACUUUAUUAGACGCAAAACGUGCUAUUGAUGAAGCUAAAGAUGAAGAAUUUAUAAAGUUGUCUGAAAAAGUAAACAGUGGACCCACCCGAAAAUUCAUCUGUAGAUUUUGCGCUUAUACUUUUGAAGGAGAAAAAAAUAUUGCUAUGGAACAUUUCUAUGAGCAUUGCACAACUCAUACUGGUGAGUACAGAUUUUCGUGUAAGUGCAAGUAUCAAACAACUAUUAAAUCUUCAAUGCGAGCACAUUAUUAUAAAAUAUGUCGGAAAAGUAAUGAAAACUUUGCAGUUUCUAUUCAUGAAGAUCCAAUUCCUUCUGAGGAAUAUAUUCCUGGUUAUUUAUGUUCUCUCUGUAAUUUCAUUCAAUUAAAAGAACAUAAUAUUAAAAAUCAUAUUGAAAAAAUUCAUAAAAGUAAUUCAGAUAUAGAAAUUAUUAAAAUUAAUAUGUCUGGAUACUUAAAAGUUAAAGAUAGUGUCGAUUUUGAUAGAUCAUUCGGUGAAUCAAUGACAUUAAAAUAUGAAUCAGAUUCUGCUGAAGAGAAUGAUUCUAAAAUUAAAAAAAUUGAAAAGGAUAAACAAGAAGCUAUAAAAACUAACGAUGAUGUAGUUGAAAUUCUUUUGAAAAAUAGUUUGGCUGAAAAGUCUGAUCCUAUUCAAGAUGAUGGUGAUAAUUCUUUAUCAAAAAAACUAAAUGCAUUUGUUUGUCCUCCCGAACUUGAAAAUAAAGAAGUUGAGAUUCAAUUGGAGCGUAAGAAAAAAAUGCAAGAAAUUGCUGAUAACAUCGGAUUGAAAAUUCAAAAGGAUACUAAUGAAAAAAGAUUUUCUAUUAUCGAUGAGCUGAAAAAUAAAAUGACGACUUCAGAAACACACUCUGUAUCAGAUAAUACUAACGUAGAAGAUGGUGAAUAUUUAACUCUUCAUAAUGACGAAGUCACUGAACGAGUAGCUAACGAUGUAUCAGAACUUUCAGCAACUCAAUUAAUUGAUGCAUUUGAUGAAGAGCCAAGAUUUAAAUCGGAAUUUAUUUCUCAAACUUCAUCUUCAGUAAUUCAUCAUACAUCUACCGAAUCUUGUGGUGAAAAUACAUUAAAGAUUGAUGAAGAAGCUGAUGCGAUGAGUGUUGAAAAAUCUGAUAAAAAAAUGAAAGAUCCGCUUGCAUUAUUUCAUGAUGAUGCUCAAAAAGAUUGUAAUAGUGAGUUAGAAGAAGCUAGUGAUUUUGAAGCUGCAGCUGAUGUUAGUAGACCUUAUGAAUCUGAUUCAAGUGAUGAAGUAUCAGAUACUGAAAUCCAAACGGCUGUUAGUUCUUUACUUAAACAGACUAUAAAUACAUCAACAAAAGUACCAAUGAUGAAUACUAUUCAUCGUUUAGCAGCACAAUUACAAGGCGAUAAAAGUUUCACUGCUACUAAUUCCGAAGAAACAACAAAAGAUACUGAAGAUGACGCUGAUAAUGACUUGAUGGAAACAGAUGAUACUUUUAUGAAACUUCCGAUAAUUACAAAUGUAGUGAGCGAAUCUGUAGAAAAAGAAUCACCGGCCCAAGAACAACUUUCGGUGAUAAAACAAACUGAUGAUAGUGCACCAAAAAAUUUCAUUCGCUUACGUCGGCUUCCUGGAGAUUUACUUUCUACUGGAGAUUCAGAUUCUAAUAAAAAGAUAAGUUCUGAGAGCUCGUCAGUAUCUUCUGUAGACUCUCCUACAGCAGAAACUGGACCAGAAACAACCGUUUCAAACCCAGAAGAAAAUGUUGUACAAUCAUCAUCUGAUAUUGUACAUUCUGGUGAAGAAGAGGGUUCCUUUUUAAAAAUUGAAAAUGUUGUAAGCCUUGCACCGUCUUACGGUAAUCCUAGUGAUGAGCCACCUCUUGUAACUAAUAUAAGAAAAGCUGUCGGAACAUCACCAGUAACUUCGGCUAAGUCGGUUCCUGUGUCAGUACUUAAAAAAGUAAUGACUCCGAAUAUUUUAAAGAAAUUCCGUCCGGUGAAUAAUGUAGACGGGUUGUAUUCUCUACCUGUAUCAUCGACUUCAAAUACAGUUACAGUUCCUCGGCCAACUUCGUCGACUCCUGGAUCGAAAAACUUUAAAAUUGUGAAAGUCUUGAGACGGGGAUCAACAAUAUUAAAACCAAAAGAUCCGGGUCAAAAUACUGCUGCAUCAAAAUUGAAAAAUCCUGAUGCAUAUAAAGCAAUGCUAACAGUAUCCAAACUUCGGCAUUUAUACAAAUGUAUGUCUCGAUCGUGUAGCUUCUCAACAGAUUCAUGUGAUGCAUUUGGUAAACAUUUCCAACGUCAUGCGGAAUUUAAUAGUAAUCAGUCAUCUGAUGUAUGUGACUACCAAAGGUGCGCAUAUUGCGAUGAUUUAUCAAAAACUUGGGAAGAUAUGCAAGCUCACUAUAAAUCAAGACAUUCGUUUUGUUCAUUUCAAUGUACCUAUUGCUUUUAUCGAGCUUUUACUCAGUCUUAUGUUGAAUUACAUCAAAAAACAAGACAUCCUGGUAAACCUAUUUCCGUUAUUCUUGGAAUGCGAGACUACCAUCCAGCUGAAAUGAUUGACAGACGUGAACAUGUAUUACCUUUUAUAUGUAAACACGAAUGUAACAAAUUAUUCUAUGUUCCUGAAGCUUUCAUUGCUCAUUUAAAAACAAAACACGGUUCAACAUUAGCACUUUUUAAAUGUCACCUCUGUGAAACUACUAAUUUUAAAGCCGAAUUACUUAUAAAUCACUACAAAAUGCACGGAAUUUAUAAAUAUCAAUGUUUAUAUUGUCUUUCUGGAGCUGAUGCCACAAUAGAACUUCACAAUCACUUGGGUACUAGCCAUUGCAAUCGUCCACCAAAAAUACUAGAAAGAUCGUUACCACCUCAGCCUGUCAGAGAUAAAGAUGUUUUAUUACAAUUAAUUAUUAGAAAUCUUGACGAUAAUUACAAGUGUACUGAGCUUAAAAUUGUAAAUGAUGGAGACAAUAAUACUAAACAACUUAAGACAAUUCGUCCCAAGCCACCUGUACAACCAAUUAUUUCAAAUAGUAUUAUAUCUGGUAAAAAUCAAGUCGUCCCAUCGACCAGUAAUAUUAAAAUUACUGGAUUGGCUAAGCCUCCAAUACCAAUUUUACCACGACCAACUAAUUCAGCCAAUCAACGUUCAUCGGUUAAAGUUAUUGGUCCUCGAGAUAUUAUUAGUAUACUUGAAAAUGAUCGAGAUUCAAAUGGUCAACCCAUUCAACUUACUGCUAAUACUAAAGAAAUGAUUAUCAAAGAAUCAAACAAUUUUAGUCACAAUGGAGGUAUCACAGUUUUGAAAAUAGCGGAAAAACCAUUGGGUUCUUUGAAACCAUUACAUGUACCGCGAACUGAUAAUUCAACAACAAACUCGGUUAAAAAUAAAAAUAUUGAUUAUUCUUCAAGCUCUAAUUCAGAUGCAAUGUCAGCAAUGCAUCCUGAACCUGAAUUAGAACUGCGAUAUGUUAGUGAUCAGUUAAAAACACAAAUAGUUAAUGCCGUUGAUCCAUUGAGCAUUCCUGAUAAUCCAAAUUGUCAAGAUGAAUUUAUUAAUACAAACUUUUUUGAUAACAAUGAAAUAUUGAAGCCUACAGAACAAUCAUUGUUAAAUUUUGAUAAAAAUGAAGUUACUAAAACUCCUGACAAUGAUGAUACUAAUAAUAAUAACAAUGAUGAUGAUGAUGAUGGUGAUGAUGCUGAUGAUGAUGAUAACGAUAGUGAUAUUGAAAUUUUAGAGUACAUUCAGCACUCAGACAAAACAACAAAUAAAACAAAUGAUAAUCAAUCAUCUGUACAAUCAACAUCUGGAGAAUCAGAAUUUAAACCAAGUAUUGAAAAGAUAGAAUCAUUAAAUCCUGAAGAUUUUAGAAAUACGAUAUCAGAAGAUAAAUUAGAAUUACAGGAUUUUAGUAAUGCUGAUAAUUCAACUGCAAAUAAUUUAACAGAAAAAAGUAAUACAGGUGCUAAUAAAAUAUUUAAAACACUUGAUGAUAUCAAGCAUACUGGGUAUGCAGGUACUGAUCUUUACAAAUGUGGAUAUUCUGCAUGUGAUUUUAGUGCAGAAGUACCUGGAGUUUUAAAAGAACAUAUUAUCCAAUGUGAAUUGGCGAAUGAAGCAAAAGAAUUAUUUUGUGUUCACUGUCAAAAACGAUUUUUUAAAAUUGGAUAUCUCUUAGAUCACUUUAAAUCACAUGGAUUAAAACGAUUUGAAUGUUCACUCUGUAAUCAACGUUUUCCUGUAUCUCAUCAAGCUGUCAGUCAUAUGAAAAUGAAACAUAAAUCUAAUCAUAGAAUGUUACCAGCUGAUCCUACUAACCCAUCAGAAAAUGGUCUUUUUAUUCUUCAUGCUUGUAAAAAUCCUGUUAAAAUUAAAAAAGGUAAAAUAAAAGGUAAUUCUAAGAAUUCAAAAAUUGAGGAAAAAAUAAGUUUUAGUCCUGCGGAUAUUGAAUCAUUACCUCGACAAGCUAUUUAUCAACGUGAAGUACAAUGUGCUGUUUGUCCAUACAAAACAAAAGUUCGUACAAACAUUGUACGGCAUUUACAGCUUCACGCUACUGAAGAAAAUGUCCCUGAAUCGGGACCAGUUAAUCCAGUGCCAUGUUUAGAUAAAAAGGAAAGAAUGUUUGAUAAAAUGGUUAAUUUAGCGAGCAGUUCUCAUCAAAAUGGUCGUAUGAGUACUGGCGCACCUAAAGAAACUGUAUCACAGAAUGAAAUUGAAUCUCUACCGAAAUUUGUUCCAGAAAACAAAAGGUAUAUCUGUAGUGUAUCACUCUGUAACUAUAUAACUGUCGAAGAAUCGACGUUACGAGAUCACAUGAAAGCUUUACACCCUGAAGAGCAAUACUUUCGAUGUCCUCACUGUCCUACACCAUCGCCCGGGCAAGAUUCUCAGAAUAUAAUUAUUGAUAAGAUGGGAGUACACUUGAAAAUGCAUGACACAAAAUUAUAUAAGUGUUCACAUUGCAAUCAUCAUCACUAUCACAGACAUGUGGUCGAACGUCAUUUAACAGAUAAACAUCCAGAAAAAAGACCAUUUGUAAAAGUAAUACGAGAAAUUGAAAAUGCAGAAAAUAGCCAGCCAACAACUUCACCAGAGGAAGCUGAAGAUGGGCCAUGUGAUAAAGACGGAAAUUACUGGAAAUGUAAUUUAUGCGAGCACAAGUGUGCGUACAAACAUGAAAUGGCAUCACACAUGAUAUCCACUCAUAAUGAAAAAUCUCAGUUUAAAUGUGGACUUUGUAUUUUUAAAACACCAUCAAAGAUGUCUUUAGAGCAACACAUUGUUUCUAAGCAUAUUAAUGAUGAUAAUGUAGAUUACACAUUAACUUAUGAACGAGUUAAAGGCACUAAAAAAUUUGUUGAAAGUACCGAUCAAAUCUCUGUUGACGAGCCUUUCGAUACAACACCACUGUGGCGAAGAGACAUGCCAAGAAUCCGACACAUUCGUGGUAUUCUUUAUGAAGAUGAACCGACAUCAACUUCUGAAGCUUCUGGUAAAGCAUCGAAACGUAAAAGUGAUGCAGAAAUAUCUUCAAAGCCAGCUAAAAUAAAAAUUAAAUCAUCAUCUUUAGAUGGCACACCAGAAAAAAAUAAAAUUCAGUACAAAAUUAACGAUGUAGAUAUAGAUUCAUCAAUAAAUACAUCUGUGCAAGGACAUUUCGACCUUGCACUGCUUGAAAAAAAAUAUGGCUCCUAUGGAAAACCUGACGGUGAGCGUUACACCUGCACAAUAUGUAAUUCAUAUAAAUCCCGAUAUCGUCAAGACAUACGGGAUCAUAUAUACAGAGAACUUCAAUACUGGCGAAUGCAUUGUAAAUCAUGUGGAUAUAUGGCUGUAUCUCAUUCUUAUUUAACAAAACAUGUUAAUCGAGUACAUAAAAAUACUAAGCCUGAGAUUAUUGCCAUUCAACCUAAUAGAGAAUUAGAAACUUGGGUACAAACACUGAUAAGCAAACAAUUAGCAAUUAUACGUGGGUCAAUGAGUUCUCAUGAUCUGGAUAGUCCCGGUAAAAUAUUUGCUAAAUCACAAGUUAAAUCUAAGGUAGAUUAUAAGAAAGUUAUACCGCCUACAAUAACUUUAGAAGAUUCAGAUAGUUCUGUAGUACCACCAGCGACAAUGGAUACUAGUGUUGAAAGCGCUAAAAAAGUCGAUCUUACAGAGAAAAUUUCAAAUAUGCAGGAUGUAAAUAGUGGUACUAUGCAUAUUGAUUCUGAUUUCAAUGAUAAUGAUAACGAUGAUGAUGAUGAUGAUGAUGACAAUGCGCUUGUUAUUGAUAGUAAAGAUGAUUCUACUAUUGAAGAAAAUAAGAGCAAUAAAGUAAUAAAAAUAAGUGCAACAGAAAGUACUUGUACUGAAACAAAAUCGGAACCAGAGAAGUCACUUAUUUGCAAGCAUUGUGGCGCUAAAUUUUCAAGAUGGCGUGGUUUUAAAACACACGUUGGAAUAAAUCAUCUUAAACGUUUUAACUUUUUGUGUCCUUACUGUGAUCGAAGUGUUAAUUCUGAAGUAAUGAUGCGUCAGCAUAUACGCAACAAACAUCCUGGAUGUCCUGAAACAAUAAUAAAUAAUCCUGCAGCAAAUGGUCCAGAGCUUACUGAUGAAUUUUGGGAGCGGGAGUACGGUUUAAUACGACAAAAAAAAUCUAAAAAACGUAAAAUAAAAAUAGCUAAUACAGAAGAUAAAUUUGAAAAUAAUGAUAAAGUGGGACCAGGAGAUAUUUGUGUAGUUUGUGGAUUCACAGCAAUAAAUGCAACUGGUUUAGCGGCUCAUAUGAGAGCUCAUGCCAAGAAGCAUACAUUAAAAUGUGCCUACUGUAGUUUUACUGCUAAUUCUAAAUCCGAUGUUUGGCAACAUUCGGAAAUAAAUCAUCCGUUAGAGGAUUGGAAAGCUGAAGAAAUAAAUACACCUGGAACAUCAGACCAGCCACCCCAACAGUAUACUAAAAUUCGUAAUGAACAAGAUUAUAGUAACGACAUUGAAGAAGAAAAGGUUGCAAAUCCUAGUAAUAUUGAAUCUAUUUACGACUGUUUCUAUUGUAAUUUACGAAGUUCGUCAUUGGAUUCAAUAAAAAAACAUUGGUGUAAGAUUCACAGGGAUUACAAUGAAGCUUCUAAAUUUAAAACAGGAGUACCAUUUCGUUUUAAAGAAUCUCUUGUAAAUAAUUUAUCUAUUCCAAAGUUUAUGAAGUGUGGAUACUGUCCAAAAAAAGGUUCAAUAGCUCUUAUGCGAUUACAUUGUCGUAAAAAACAUCAAAAUUUACCGCCAAAAUUUUCUGAAGCAGUAGAUAAAUCUCGAGAUAUUUAUAUUUGUAAAUGGUGUAAUGAAGUUUGUGAAUCAAAUACUAAAAUGAAUCAUCACAAUAUGUGCCAUUCGCACUUACCUAUACGCUUUAGACGAGAGGAAGAAAUAUCAGCAGUCCAAAGAGGAUAUGCUUGUACUGUCUGCGAUUUUAGUAAUGUUUCUCUUAUGCGAGUGAAAAGACAUAUUGGUAAGCAUUAUGAUAAUUACAGAUGCAAACGAUGUGAUGAAAACUUCCCUACUAUAGCUUUGGCUACUCAGCAUAGUACUAAAGAACAUCCAAGUCUCGCAGCAGCUAUAGAAGGAACUAUCUCUAAUUUAGACUCCUUAUUGGCUGGCAUUACUGAAACAUAUGUUACUAGUAAUUCAUCAACUAACAGUGGUAAUGAUGACACUAUUCCAUCACAUGAAAUAUUCAGAAAUCUCGGUGUAGCUAAAAAAUCUACUACCAAACAAUUAUUACGACCGUCUACAGGAUCUGUCGUUAGAGCUGUUGCUAAAAAAUCAACGCACCCCUUGCCUAGAUAUCCCCCUGGUGUUGUAUUUCCUAUUGAUGAUUUAGAGGGUGAUUUAGAUGGUCAAUCUUCAACAAAAUCUGAGGGUUUCAGUUAUUAUGGACUUCCAAGGGAACCUAUUGAUUUAUCUAAUCUAAGCACUACGAUGACUGUUGGUAGUUUUAAAACUAAAAUUGAAUGUACAGCAUUAGCUAAACUUUUUAAUAUUGAUCCAAAUGUCAUUUUGACAGAUAUUCAAACAGAACAAAAAUAUUCCUCUCUUAUACAGUAUCAGGCACCAUCGCCAUCAUUACAACAACAACCACAACCAUCAUCGUCAUUAUCAUCACUGCCGUCACCCUAUUCAUCAUAAAUAGUUUAUAACUUUAAUUAAUAGUAUUUUACACACCUAGGGCAGUAAAAUUUGAGAUAUUUCUUACUUUACUGCUCAAGGAGUGUAUACUAUUUUUCUCCUCGACGGAGGCGGAAAGCGGCAACUUCGUUUUGUACAGUGGGACGAAAGUUGACGCUUUCCGUCCGGAGGGGAGAAAAUUAUUUUAUUUACAUUGUAACAUUUUUAUGUUAAUGACAGUUAGUGUAAUUAUGUCUCAGCUAAUAUUUUAUUUUAUAUUAUUUUAAAUCUGCAAGCAUUAUCCUAAAUUGUAGUUAGUUAUUUAGGAAAACUAAAUAAGUUGGAGCGUGUUGUCUGUAAUAAUUGUUAAUGUUUAUCAGAAUGGAUAAACUGUAAUUAACAUUAAUAAUUAAUUUAACACAUAAUCAAUUCCAUGUUUGUAAAGAUGAUAAAUUUCAUUUUCUGCUCCAAUUUUUUCUUUAAUGCUGUCUAUUUUAUGUAAAGUACAUAAAAAUACAGUAAAAUAUGUAAUGUAUUAUUUCAGCUCGUAAAACGAAGACUGAACCAAGUCUGGCAACAGUUAUGUACAUAUUGUAUAACAUGGAAGUUUAAACAAUAAAUAUUUUUAAUUUUUAUA